CAAAAUUGUGUUCCCCUAAUCCAUCGUUUUCCCUCUUUCAAAAGAGAAAAGACUGAAUCUUUCUCUCUUUGCAACAAUACAAGAGAGAAAAUAACCACACAAGUGAUUCAGUUAUUUGUAAUUCAAGGUUCUUUAUUCGAUAUUGGAGGAAAGCUUGGGGGCUAAAAUGUCGAAGCGAGAACUCUCCAAUACUUUGAGGGGCUUGAAGUUCAUGCAAAGGGCAGCUCAGAGAGAGGAGAAAGUUGAGAAAGAAGAGGAGGUUAAACCUGAAGAGAGUAGUACUAUUACUAGAAAAUGUAUGGUCAUUAUGGAAGGGGAUCCCCAUCCAGGAGCAAUUGUUGGACGGAUGUCAUUUCAGAGUUUCAAUCCUUCUAUUGAUAAACUGAAUGAAGAAGUAUCAAAUGUGUCGCGGCUGGAUGCCUCUGGUGGAAGAAUGUUGUCUGGUGAAAAUAGAUCUGCAUCUGAAGCAGCUGACCUCCCAAAAGUCGGUACAGAUAAAUAUGAAGGUAAUGGAGACCUUAAGAGGAAACAGUCUGACAUAGUUUCUGAACCUGAGUAUCCAAAUAAAUCACCCAAAAAUGGUCAUGGAGUUCAAUCGUCACCGAGCAGCAGUAAAGCCUCCUCCAAAAAGCAGUCAAAGCGUGAGAAGCUGGACUGGAAUGUUCUCAGGCCACCAAAGUCUAAUAGGUGAUGAUAAUUAGGAAAUUGUGUUCACCACUGUGAGGCCAUUAAUAUUUCUUUUCAGGUUCCUUAAAUUGAAUAUGUAACUUUGUUGUCAUAUUAUCGAAGCUCAGCUUUCUUAACUUUCAAAUUUGUUCAUUUAACGUAAGUUACUCUUUCUGUACUUGCAUCUUGAUUCCCCUUACUAUUGUUGCACCCUUGACUUGGCCUCUG
Molecule: messenger RNA, 894 nt
Organism: Durio zibethinus
Lineage: Eukaryota; Viridiplantae; Streptophyta; Magnoliopsida; Malvales; Malvaceae
Biological process (GO): maturation of 5.8S rRNA
Source: RefSeq, a predicted model, not a curated record